Molecule: messenger RNA, 1281 nt
Organism: Morone saxatilis (striped sea-bass)
Lineage: Eukaryota; Metazoa; Chordata; Actinopteri; Moronidae
Gene: ctns
Product: cystinosin, lysosomal cystine transporter
Biological process (GO): L-cystine transport
Cellular component (GO): lysosomal membrane
Molecular function (GO): L-cystine transmembrane transporter activity
Source: RefSeq, a predicted model, not a curated record
UUCCCCUGUCAACCAGUCAGCUGUGAUUCAGUUCAAUGUGACCUAUAGCUCCAAGCAGAACUACUCAUCUGUAAUCACACUGCCUGAGCAGGUGUUUCUGCCAGUGGACACAACCUCAGUCACUUUCAGUGUAACAUCCCAUGAUGUCGGUCAGGUGACCACAUACAUGCUUAGCAACCACACAGACCUCAACAGUUUGCCUGUCAGAAUCCGCUUUCUGGUCGUCCACAGUAACAUCCUGUCAGUAGUCAGUGAGGUGAUUGGCUGGAUUUACUUUCUGGCCUGGUCAGUGUCCUUCUAUCCACAAGCCUGGGAAAACUGUAAGAGGAAAAGUGUUGUAGGUCUCAACUUUGACUUCCUGGCUCUCAACCUAACUGGCUUCAUCGCUUACAGUGUCUUCAAUAUAGGGCUUUUCUGGGUGCCUUAUAUAAAGGAGGAGUUUCUGAAGAGGAACCCGAAUGGAAUUAACCCUGUCAGUGCUAAUGAUGUCUUCUUCAGUCUCCAUGCUGUCCUGCUGUGUUUGGUCUACGUUACCCAGGCUGCUGUCUAUGAGAGGGGGGGUCAGAGGGUCUCCUGGACAGCCUUGUUCUUGUUGCUGAUUGGCUGGACAUUUGCCUUGAUAAGUUUGUUUGUUGCUGUAGCCAGACAAAUCACCUGGCUGGAUUACCUCUAUUACUUCUCCUACAUUAAACUCGCAGUUACUCUGAUCAAAUAUGUGCCGCAGGCUUACAUGAACUACAAAAGACAGAGCACUGAGGGGUGGAGUAUUGGCAAUGUGUUGCUGGACUUCACUGGUGGAACUCUCAGUAUUCUACAGAUGAUCUUACAGUCUUACAACAACGACGAAUGGAGGCUGAUAUUUGGUGAUCCUACAAAGUUUGGUCUGGGUCUGUUCUCUGUGGUUUUUGACAUCCUCUUCAUGACUCAGCACUACUGUCUCUACAGACGGCCACCACAGUACGAAGCUGUUACAGAGCAACAAGAAGACUGAGUGUGUUGACACACAAAGACACACUAUCACAAGGGAGCACACGUCCGAUUUCUAUCACUUGUCACCCAAUUAACCAACAAAUGAUUGGUUGUUGUCCUCUUCGACUUCCAUCAAGAUAUGCUGUGCACUUUUCCAGAGUAGGUUAUACACAGUGUGCCUUUCUUCUUAAAUAUUUCAGGAUCAGCACUUGUCUUUUUUACCACUGUAUGAUAUUUAUGGUUGAUAAAAGGUAGAACAUGUAAUGAUGUCAAUCAACACACUUUUUAUUAAAUGCAAUAUCACAGCUGAAA